CCAGCCUACUGCUUUUGCUCAUUUUGUGAUGAAUUACGAGACUUGACAUCUUUUCAACCAUCUUCGUGUAGGAAUUGUAUAAUGGUCAUCCCCCGAAUAUGGCAAGCAUCAACGACCGUGGACCGCAGGUAUACGCUGUUGCGGUAGCAUUUUUCGCGCUUGCGGCUGUAUCUCUGUUGUUGCGAUGUUAUGUGCGCUUGAGGAUGACGAAAGCUUUUGGGUUAGAUGAUUGGUUCAUGGUCGCGGCUAUGAUAUCUUUCACUUUUAAUACAGCAACUUGCUUGGUUGGUGUGAAUCAUGGCACGGGUCGACACCAUUGGGAUAUAUCAAAUACGAAAGAUCUGUCAGCAGCUUUGAUGUAUUGGUGGUACUGCUACUUGAGCUACGCAAUCAGUAUGAUACUGUCCAAAACAUCAAUUGCUUGCUUCCUCGUGCGUAUUACGCCCCACCGAAUACAUCGAUGGAUCAUUUAUAUCGCGCUGGGGUUAUCAAUAUUCUGCGGCUUGGCAUUCUUUUGCAUUGCACUUUUUCAAUGUUUGCCUAUCGAAUAUUUCUGGACCAGAACCGGCUCUGGGUAUUGCAUGGCGGUUGAUGUCAUUAUCAACAUUGUAUACGCAUACAGUGCUAUGUCCAUAAUUACUGAUUCUACAUUCACGAUCCUCCCCGUCUGGCUAGUCUGGCAUUUACAAAUGGAUAAGAAAACGAAGCUAGCUCUUAUCCCUAUUCUAAGCAUGGCGUGCAGUAAGCAAAUUUCCGGAUUGUUUUUUUUUAACACUCUCUUCAGCAUUUUCAUUGAUCGUAUACUCCCUAUUGGAGGUAAUGACUUCUUUAUGAAUGUUUCUCAAUACUUCUAAAGACUCACCAACCCAUUCGGUGUUGAAUAAUUAAUUUCUACUAAUUCCAAAUGCUUUAGUGUAAGUUAAUCCAGGAUGGAAUUUUGACUGUUCGACCUAAUACUACAUCAGAGCAAGUUGUGCGGUCACAGUGCGAUUGGCUUACAUAAAAGAGUUUCGAACCAACGACUUU
Molecule: messenger RNA, 1026 nt
Organism: Truncatella angustata
Lineage: Eukaryota; Fungi; Ascomycota; Sordariomycetes; Amphisphaeriales; Sporocadaceae
Exons: 3
Coding region: 99-854 (251 amino acids)
Source: RefSeq, a predicted model, not a curated record